CCUUCCCUCCCCCCUCCCGCGGGGGUUGUGCGCGUGAGCCUCCGCACGCGCCCCUGCCAGGCUGUUGCUCGGCCGGUUCGCCCAGACCAGAGGCUGUUGCGCGCGCGCGCGCACUCCUUUCCUUUCCCGAAGGCCCACACCAUGCGGCUAUGUGGGGCGCUCCUCAAGAGCCCCAUCCCCAAACAGAUCGAGUACUACUCUCGCUUUUCCCCGUCGCCGCUCUCCAUCAAACAGUUCCUCGACUUCGGGCGUGAUAAUGCAUGUGAGAAAACAUCCUAUAUGUUCCUGAGAAAAGAACUUCCUGUACGACUUGCAAAUACCAUGAGGGAAGUAAAUUUGUUGCCUGACAACUUGCUAAAUAGACCUUCAGUUAAACUAGUUCAGAGCUGGUACAUGCAGAGCUUUCUUGAACUUUUGGAAUAUGAAAACAAAAGUCCUGAAGAUCCCCAUGUUUUAGAUAACUUUUUAGAUAUCUUAAUUAAAGUCAGGAACAGACACAAUGAUGUUGUUCCUACCAUGGCUCAAGGAGUGAUUGAAUACAAGGAAAAGUAUGGCUUUGACCCCUUUGUGAGCAGUAACAUCCAGUAUUUUCUAGAUAGGUUCUACACCAACCGCAUCUCAUUUCGCAUGCUUAUUAAUCAGCACACACUGCUUUUUGGUGGUGUCACUAAUCCUGCUCAUCCCAAACAUAUUGGGAGUAUUGAUCCUACAUGUAAUGUGGCUGACGUGGUAGAAGAUGCCUUUGCAACUGCUAAGAUGUUGUGUGAACAGUAUUAUCAGGCUGCACCUGAUUUGGAAAUUGAAGAAUUCAAUGCUAAAGCACCAGGAAAGCCUAUUCAAGUAGUCUAUGUUCCCUCACAUCUGUUUCAUAUGCUUUUUGAAUUGUUCAAGAACUCUAUGCGAGCUACAGUGGAGUUACAUGAAGGCAAAUGUGAAAGCUAUCCAUCAAUUAAAACCUUAGUCACUUUGGGUAAAGAAGACCUUUCAAUAAAGAUAAGUGAUAAAGGUGGUGGUGUGCCUCUGAGGAAAAUAGACCGUCUUUUUAACUAUAUGUAUUCAACGGCACCCAGGCCUAGUUUGGAACCAUCAAGAGCUGUUCCUUUGGCUGGAUAUGGAUAUGGCCUGCCAAUCUCACGUCUUUAUGCUAGAUAUUUUCAAGGUGAUCUCAAACUAUACUCAAUGGAAGGUGUGGGAACUGAUGCUGUAAUUUAUUUGAAGGCUCUUUCCAGUGAAUCAUUUGAAAGGCUGCCCGUUUUUAAUAAGUCGGCCUGGCGACAUUACAAGACCACCCCAGAAGCUGAUGACUGGAGCAACCCGAGCAGUGAACCCAGGGAUGCCUCCAAAUAUAAAGCAAAUCGAUAACUCGCCAUUUCUACCUUGGUGGGUGACAUUCAGACAGAAGUCUGCUUCGUUCCAAAACUCAAAAUCCCCUAAUUUAUCAUAGCCAAUUAUUUCCCUUAGAAAGAUCUUUUAUGGGACUGAAAUAGUGAGAAUAGAGGGGACAUUACAAGACUGCCAUAUGCAUUUUUGGUGUGAGUUAUUGUAACUACUUUGCCAAAACAUGCUUGGUUAGUUGAGUUGCACUGUGAAUGCAGUUAGAAUAUACAAUUGUAUAGUAAAAGGGUACUAUUUUUGAAGGCCUAUUUCUCAUCCUAGGUAAAUGUCAGCAAAAUUGUUUUGACUCUUUUUUUGGCAGAAGUGUGUUACACGGCAAUAUAAUAUAAAAGAUAAAUUUAGUGUAGUUGAAUAAGUGCUAGAAAAACUUACAGUGCUGCAUUUUUAUAUGACACAGUGCAAUUCAUUACAUUAUAAACAAGCGAAACAUCCAGGAACCACUAUAGUGACUUUUCUUGAUCUUGCCACCAAUAUCCUUUGAAAAGAUCUUAAGGCUUAAAUGUUAAUUUCUUGAUUGUUAUCACAAUUCCAAAAGCUUGUUUCUUCAAUGUUUACUCUGCUUACUUGGAAAAAUACAGAGACUUUCACUUUACAGUAAUUACUUUUAAAAAUUCAAAUUAUGGUUUUGCAAUAUCUCCCAAACUAGAUUUAAUAAAGAAUAAUAAUAAAUAAAUUCUGAUAAAGAAGAGAGUAUUAAUCUAGAUUUGGGGAUUUAUUACAUCGAAUUGUCAUUGUUUUAGGAAACCACUGAAAAUAGGGGCAAGCACUGAUUUCAUUUGGAUUGGUAAUUUCAAAACCAGUUCAUAGCAAAAUGAUGAAAUAUUUAACUGUAGGGUCACA
This is a messenger RNA of Anolis sagrei ordinatus, 2235 nucleotides long. RefSeq names its product pyruvate dehydrogenase kinase 3 (gene PDK3). Gene Ontology annotation, molecular function: pyruvate dehydrogenase (acetyl-transferring) kinase activity. Gene Ontology annotation, cellular component: mitochondrion. Gene Ontology annotation, biological process: regulation of glucose metabolic process; protein phosphorylation. Lineage: Eukaryota; Metazoa; Chordata; Lepidosauria; Squamata; Anolidae. The record is from RefSeq and is a predicted model, not a curated record.